AUGAGAUCUGCGAUUCUCUCAGCUGCACUCGCGGCCCUCAUUCCAUUCGCCUCAGCUGCAGAUGCUGUCAAGGGCGCUGCCGAGGGCUUUGCCAAAGGUGUUACUGGUGGUGGCAAUGCCAAACCCGUCUACCCUACGACCAACGCCCAACUUGUGAGCUAUCUUAAGGAUAACACCCCUCGCGUCAUCGUUCUUACCAAGACUUUCGACUUUACUGGAACCGAAGGCACAGCUACUGAGGUCGGCUGUGCCCCCUGGGGAACCAGCAACAAGAAGUGCCAGACAGCCAUCAACAAAAACAACUGGUGCACCGACCUUAACGCCAAGGCCCCCAAGGUUACUGUCAAGUACGACAAGGCCGCCCAGUACCCUAUGAUCGUUGGAUCGAACAAAUCAAUCAUAGGUCAAAGCAACAAAGGUGUCAUCAAGGGAAAGGGCUUUCGCAUCACUAACAAGGCCAGCAACAUCAUUAUCCAGAACAUCCACAUCACGAACCUCAACCCUCAGUACGUCUGGGGAGGUGACGCCAUUAGCCUGGACAACUCUGACCUCGUCUGGAUCGACCACGUCAAGACUUCUCUUAUCGGCCGUCAACACAUUGUUCUUGGAAACGGCCCCGCUGGCCGUGUUACUAUCUCCAACAGUGAGAUCGAUGGCCAGACGUCUUGGUCUGCCACUUGCGAUGGCCACCACUACUGGGGCCUUUACUUGACUGGAGACAAGGGCCUGGUUACCCUGAAGGGCAACUACAUUCACCACACUUCUGGACGCGCUCCCAAGGUUGGCGGAAACACUCGCCUGCACGCUGUCAACAACUUGUGGAGCGACAACACCAACCACGCUUUCGAGGUUGACGGAAAUGUUCAGAUUGUUGCCGAGGGCAACAUUUUCCAGAAUGUCAAGGCUCCUGCCCAGACCCCGAUGAAGGGCAAGGUCUUCACCUCUCCCAACGCCAGCGCCAACGCUCAGUGCAAGGCGUAUCUUGGCCACAACUGCCAGGUCAAUGCCUACUCUGGCUCCGGAAACUUCGUCGGCACCGACGCCAGCGCUCUUUCUGCCUUCAAGGGUUACAAUGUCGCUGCUGCUGGAGACGCCAACGCUGCAAAGACUCUGGCCGCCAAGGCUGGCUUUGGCAGAAUCUAA
Messenger RNA from Colletotrichum truncatum, 1143 nucleotides. NCBI's taxonomy places the organism in Eukaryota, Fungi, Ascomycota, Sordariomycetes, Glomerellales, Glomerellaceae. The record is from RefSeq and is a predicted model, not a curated record.